Meloidogyne enterolobii is the source of this 486-nucleotide messenger RNA. Lineage: Eukaryota; Metazoa; Nematoda; Chromadorea; Rhabditida; Meloidogynidae. The record is from the annotation of a GenBank genome assembly.
AUGCUCUACUCUGUUGAUUUAUUUGUAUUAUUCUUAACUUCUUUUUACAUUUUAUUUAUUAACCAAAUUAAUUUAUCAACAGCAUUUUCUGAUAAAAGUAUUUGUGGAUUGGCAAAAGAUAGAGGAAAUAGUGAAUGUGGAGCUAUUUCUGAAAAAAGAUUUUAUUUCGAUUUAAUUACAAAAAGAUGUCAACCUUUCCUUUAUCAAGGAUGUGGAGGAAAUGGAAAUAAAUUUAAUUCUUUAACUGAUUGUCGGGCUCUUUGUUCUGAUUAUGAGCCAACAGUUGAAAGUUCUCACGAGGGAGGAGGACACGGAAUGGCCUUACCUGUCCCUAAAUGUGAGGGGAAUGUUAGAGCAGCAGUUGAUUCUGAAGCGAGGGUAAUUAAAUGCCCUUCAGAUCAGUGUCCGGAUAAUUAUGAAUGUAGUGAAAGUAAAUGCUGUCCGGCAAAUAAAAGUUUAAAAAAUGAGACAUUUAAAAUAAAAUAA